Molecule: messenger RNA, 1136 nt
Organism: Boeremia exigua
Lineage: Eukaryota; Fungi; Ascomycota; Dothideomycetes; Pleosporales; Didymellaceae
Product: GNAT domain-containing protein
Exons: 2
Coding region: 147-1136 (329 amino acids)
Molecular function (GO): acyltransferase activity, transferring groups other than amino-acyl groups
Source: RefSeq, a predicted model, not a curated record
GACUCAUACAUGUGAAUGUGGUAAGCAUGACUCCAGAUGGGUGCACGGGCGUGGUGUAUCACGGUAUAUAAGGAAAGUGUUUAGCCACCAAGUUCUGGUUGUAAAAUGAAUUAGUUUUGGACAUUGGACACGAAAAGGAAUUGGACAUGUUGACGGACGCAAAUUACGUGGCCGAGAACACCACAUCCGCGCUCCCAGAAACUGUUCUGAAAGUUCCAGAAACAGCAUCGGCAAAGCCGUUGGAGACUAUGUCAGAGAACGUAGAGAAUAUGGGCAAAAACGUAGAGGCAACGGUGGCGACACUCCCCGUUCCCCCCUCCUCUAUCAAAACACCCCGUCUCCACCUUGUUCGCCUUACCGACACGUCGCAAGGAUCUCAGCACGUCCAGUGGUUUCACGAGAAUUGGUCGGAUCCUGUGGCUACGAGUUGGAGUGUGCACGGUGCCACCAAGUCCCUCGACGACAGCCGCGAAUGGAUGCAACACCUGUUGUCGGAGCUGGACAACUGGUUCUAUGCCAUAUUCCUGCGCGAUGAUAUCAGCACCGACAACGACGACGAGAAAGACGCGCCGAUAAACGCCUGCGCGACUUCUAACAAGCGCGAGCCAGUUGAAAACCCAGAAGAUAGGCAAAAGACAGACAGCGAAUCUCUCCGCCCAGGAACCCUAAUUGGCAGCGUCUCCCUCCGCCGCCCUCCCGAACCCGAACUCCUACCCCCUCUCACCUUCGAAGGAGCCAGUGCAGUCGGUCACGGCGCCCCCCUCAACGCCGCCGAGAUACAGACCCGCACUGAGGACUUGCAGGACGUGGAUCUGCACCUCCGAACGCUGGGGUACGCGCUCUUUGCGCAGGCGUAUGGGAGGGGGUAUGCGACGGAGGCGUGUCGGGGAUUACUGGACGAGUAUAGGGGAGUUGUGCAAGAGUGGAGGAGUAAGGUUGUGAGUGAAGCGGUGGGACAGGAACGAAAGGGGCUGUUCUAUGUGGAGGCCGGUGUAGAUAUAGAAAAUCCGGCGAGCCAGAGUGUGCUGAGGAAGUUGGGUUUCAAGACUGUGGGCAUGAAGGUUUUUGAAGGAAAGGUUUGGUUAGCUGGGGGAUGGAGGGGACCGGGGUGGUGGAUUACAGGUAUGUAUAUGUAA